Psilocybe cubensis is the source of this 393-nucleotide messenger RNA. RefSeq lists its product as uncharacterized. The record is from RefSeq and is a predicted model, not a curated record. The transcript has 3 exons. The coding region runs from base 1 to 393 and encodes 130 amino acids. Lineage: Eukaryota; Fungi; Basidiomycota; Agaricomycetes; Agaricales; Agrocybaceae.
AUGCCGUUCUUGAAUCUUAUUGCCAGAUGGGGAACCCUUGAAGGGCGUGAUAACUCGAAACCUCUCGCCCUCGCAGUUCUGUGGAUUUCAAUUGCUGUAGUGCUAGCUAUGACAAGAGUGGCAUUUUUGGCAUAUUCAGUAAACAUGCUCCUUAUCAAACGAUUCACCCCCGAUACAUCGUCGCUCGGUACGACCAUGAGUUUGGUCCAAAUUUGCAUUUGCUUUUCUCGAGCAAUCAGUCCAGCUUUUACAAGUGCUACAUAUGCGUUUUCUGUGCAAUACCACAUUUUUGGCGGUUACCUUUGGGUUAUCAUCAUGGUAUUGAUAGGGCUAACUAGCUCCCGGUUCUCGGCAACGGUGGUUUUGGAGAGUUCCAAAUUAUAUGACGUCUAA